Messenger RNA from Amborella trichopoda, 4355 nucleotides. Lineage: Eukaryota; Viridiplantae; Streptophyta; Magnoliopsida; Amborellales; Amborellaceae. The record is from RefSeq and is a predicted model, not a curated record.
AAGAUUUGGAUCGUACAGCUUAUUUUCUUAUAUUUUUUUCUAAGCAUUUCUUUUGUAGAUUCACUUUUACUUGAUGAAUUAUGUAUAAUUCUAGGGUUGUUAUGAUUCUAAUUACUGGGAUUGUGUUACUUUUUAUCAUUGUUGUUUCCAUAUUGUGGAUGUUUGUGGUUUGUUUCAAUUGUUCGCAGGAUCAUAUGAUGCAGAUCAACUUCUGCAAGGUAGGGUGUAUGAGAUUAGUGAUAUGUUUUGGGGGCUUCAUCAUCAAUAGUUCAAGAAUAAAUGUUGAUUAUACAUUUAUAAAAAAGAAGAAAUCUUAACUAAUUACCUUUUUUUGGUCUAAUGAUUCACUUUGAUGCGUAAUAGCUAUUGGAUAUCAAAUAAAUCUUGAUUCGAACCUUUAAUUAUGAAGGCUUAGUCUGUUAUGUGUUUCAGCUCUUGGAAUUUGCGUUUUAGUUCCUUUUCAGUGUCCAAAAGAAAAAUGAAACUCUAAAUUAAUGAUUGGUAAAUACUCUGGGUUGACUGGUUCAUACUUCUCUGUCUUGAAGGUGACCAAUUUUUUCUAUACAUUAGUUCAGGGCAUUAUUUAUUUUCUCAACCAGCACGCUUCUGCGUAAAUCUUGUGAAUCUCUCACUUGGGCUUCCGCAUUUUAGGAAAAAUGACAGUUAUUUUGAGAACUACCACUCUACUUUAGGGCAUUGUCACAUACUGAUUAUAAGUAUCGUUCAAUUGAAUUAUCAUCCAAGCCAUGUAGAUGCCAGAUCUGAGAAUGAAUUGCCUAAGAUGCUCCUUAUCCCCAAAACCAAAAACAAAAGCGUAAGGAUGUUUAUUACUCAUUGAUCCUACUGUUGGGCUUAUGAAGUUGAAGACGGGAACAUAAUUGAAAAAAAGAACUAUGACGGGAACAUAAUUGAAAAUGCAUGGGGAGUUGGAUCCUGUGAGUUAUUUUUGAUGAAUAAAGAAAUAUUACUUUUAUUGUUUUAACAUUGCUCGUGCAAUUAUUGUCAAUGUCAUCAUUUGUUUUUUUACUAAUGCUCUACAUUGUGGAUAUUCUUGUUUGAUCAAUACUUGGAUCCCUAUCGCAUGUUUCUGGAUUGAUAACUAUCUUCUGUUAAAUCUAGCUAUGAUUUCUGUGGGACACUUUGCGAUCCAUAUCUUUAUACACAUGCAUGAGAAAAUGGCUCAUGCAUGGCAUGAAAACAAGAAAAGUAAGGAAGUAAACUAGAUUACUAGAAUAACAAGAUAUGUUGUUCUAAUUUAUUAUGUUUGAUAAAAGAGAUCAACUUGAUUAAUAUAGAUAUGCGCCUUUAGAGCUUUAGUUUCAUGGAAUUGGAGCAGUAGCAGGAGCAAAGGAUAUAUCCCUACCAGAGGCUUCCUAUCUUAUGAGCAUUGUAUAUAUAGAAAUAGUAAACUUUCAUAAAAAUCUGGAAAAUAUUAUUCAUUAUUUUGUAGUAUAUACAUAUAGCAUGAAGAUUGUUUAGCCAUGACAAAGGGUGGAAAUUGGCACACGUUUACUAUAUAAAGAGGCAACAAAAUGUCCAAGACAAACGUACUACUUUCCCAUCUCGUUAUAAAGAAUUAUCAUGGUAAAAUAUUGCAUGAUAGCUCAAAGGAAAAAAAGAAAAGAAAAACAAUUAUGGUUUGGUUGCCAUCAAACUAUGAUUCCAUAUGUAUUGUCAAUAUCCAGAUAUGUCUAUGUGAAACAAGAAAGGAUUAAGUUUAUGCCAAGACAUUGUAAAUGCUUUCCAAACAUGUAAAAAUAUCUGGAAAUGAUCAUGUGCUUAUCACUGUUUAUAUAUGUCCGCCACUGAUGCACCUCUAAUACAUAUGCAUCAAAGUAACAUAACUCAAAACAUCAUUUAUGAAAAUGUAUCAUUCGGUAUUCUAAUACUCCCAUUAUGCAUCUGAAAUCGUACGUACUUCAAUGGAACUUGAUAAUGGGCUCGGACAAAGUCAGGACUUUGAUGCUCAGAUUCCCUUCCUAAUAUGGUUUAGCAUAGCAUGUUCCCCUCUUUGAAACACAAAAUUAACCUUAUAAUGCAUUUUGUAUUUCCCAUACUGGGGCGCUUCAAAGGAAAGAGGGGACUCUUACUUAACAUUCUUAGUGGAAAGAGUUUCCUUAAUACGGGGAACACGUUCCUAAGAGAAUGGGAACUCGUUCCCACUCCUGUAAUACAUAACCGCACAUAACCAUGUUCUGGGAGCAGGAGGGCCUUCAUAAAUGGAAAAUCCCGGUAAGUAUGGUGAAGAUUAUCAAUAUCCUCUGUUGUUUCUUAGGGGCAAUGAUGGCAAGACGGUUAGCUGCGUAUUCAGAUCUGUUGAGUUUGAUAUGUUAUGGUGUUACUUUUUUUUGUGUUGAUUUGAGAGUGUUCAACCAAUGGGGCUUCAUAGCCUUCUAUAUUUGGCUUGGGAAUUUCCAUUCUCUCGACUUGAUGAUAAAUUGAGUUUCAAAAUCAUUUUUUUUCAACAGCUAGAGUCUAGUCUCUUUCAAAACAUAAAUUAUUCUAUGAGACAUGUCUAAUUAUAUAGCAUCAUCAUAACUACUAAUGAGAACCCCUGUUAAUACCACCCCCAAGGAAAACACCAAUCAAUCUACCCUCAUUCUUUGCAUGUUCAAUUAGCUUACUGGCACUUUCAACCUUUGUGGUGUAAAGUAACAAGGGUGGAGUACCUGAGCUUCUAAUAUAAACCUUGAGGAGUCCCAGUAAUCAUUAUAGAUAAACCAACAAUGGAGAACAAAAAGCCCAUUUCAGAAGUCCCAUUUGAUAUAAAUCUAAAUCAAAAGUUUGUGUAAACUCUAAUAAUUUGCUGAUCAAAUAUUUCACUUUACAAUCUCUUAGAAAAUCAUAAUUUGGUUUUACUUGUCAACAGAAUUUCUUAUUGCUGUAAUUUCUCAAAAAAAAUUUGGAAAGCUUUUGCUUUCUAAAAAACUGGGAUAAUAUAAUAAUAGAUAAACUACAAAAGAAAUUAUAUUCCCUUGAAAUUUGUUUACUUUUAAAUCCUAUUAAAAGCUAACACUUAAAGAAAAAAAUCUAUUAACAUGCUCAAAGCUUUCGCAUCAAAAUACAACCAAGGAGAAAUUCUUGUUAUAUUUAAGAAAACUGCAGCCAUUUCUUUUUAUGAAAAAUUGUCAUAUUUCCAGAAAUUAUAUUUUUGCCAUUAUCAACACCAUCCCCAAGGGACACACCAGUCAAUCUAGCUCACAUUCUUUGCAUGUUCAACUUGUUCAUUGGCACUUUCAAACAUUGUCGCAAAAAAUAAACAAGGGUGGAGAAUUACCUUUACCUAAAGUGCUCAAACUUCUAAUACAACCUUGAGGAGCCCCACUAAUCUUGAUGAUAAACCAACAAUGGGGAACACUAACACGCAUUUUACAAGUCCCACUUGACAUAAAUCUAAAUCAAACUUUUGUGUAAUCUCUAGUAAUAUGCUGGCAAUAUUUGUUAUGCUAGAAGGUCUUAGAAAAUCAUGAUGUGGUUUUACUUGUUAACAGGGAAAAAAAAAUGAAGAAAAAAAGACAUGGUAUUACAUUUUGCAAGCUGCACUACACAUGGGUUUAUCGAGAUGGGUGCAUGCUUUAACCUUAUGCCUUGUCUUAUCAAGCCUGCAACCAACUCUCGGCAUCAGAUUUGUUAUUGAUAGGGAGGAGUGUUUCUCUCAUUCAGUGCAGUAUGAAGGGGAUACUGUUCAUGUGUCUUUUGUUGUAAUCAAGACAGAAAAUGCAUGGCACUAUGGAGAUGAUGGUGUGGAUCUUGUGGUGAAGGGUCCUUCAGGGGAUCAAAUUCAUGAUGCCCGUGACAAAACGAGUGAGAAGUUUGAAUUUGUGGCUCAUCACAAGGGACUUCAUCGCUUCUGUUUUACGAACAAAUCCCCCUACCAUGAAACCAUUGAUUUUGACAUACAUGUUGGCCAUUUUGCAUACUUUGAGCAGCAUGCAAAAGAUGAGCACUUCAACCCCUUGUUGGAACAGAUUGCCAAGUUAGAAGAAGCCCUUUACAAUGUGCAAUUCGAGCAGCACUGGUUGGAGGCUCAAACAGAACGCCAAGCACUCGUGAAUGAGGGGAUGAGCAGGAGGGCUAUUCACAAAGCUCUUUUCGAGUCAGCAGCCCUUGUUGGAGUGAGUGUCCUUCAGGUUUAUCUUUUGCGCCGCCUCUUCGAAAGGAAGCUUGGCACCUCCAGAGUUUAGAUCAUCCUUGCAAUGUAGGUUUCAUAAUUGUUCUUUUGAUCACAAGAAUUUCUUGUUUCAUGGCAUAAUCUAAUCCCUUAUUAAGGGACUAAAAGUUUUCGCAGGUGUUUUGUAAACCAACAAGAGUUCAUGUUUUUUUCAUCAAUUAAUUCAUGGAAAUAUUUUGAGAGA